Stylophora pistillata is the source of this 5566-nucleotide messenger RNA. Its product is annotated as exportin-6. Gene Ontology annotation, biological process: protein export from nucleus. NCBI's taxonomy places the organism in Eukaryota, Metazoa, Cnidaria, Anthozoa, Scleractinia, Pocilloporidae. The record is from RefSeq and is a predicted model, not a curated record. Gene Ontology annotation, molecular function: nuclear export signal receptor activity; small GTPase binding.
AGGAAGGGAAAGGGACAUUUCUAUCGCAUCGUAUAAGUAUGCAACCGGUUUUCUACCCAUUUUAGUCCUGAACCAAUUGUCCUCGAGGAUAUACACUGUAAAUAUUGUGUCCUCAAUUCAUUUUUCUAUGGUGGAAGUCUAUCCUUUUCUCUGAGAAACUAAAGGUGAGAAGCUCACUGUCUCGGCCAAGGACUCGACCCUACAGAAAAAGCCUGGGAGAAUUCUACAUUCAUAGUGACUAUGCCGUAAUUACUACUUCCACGUUGCGUUGAUUCCCAGCAUUUUCCUGAGAAGAAAGGACUUGUACAUGAAGCAUAAUCUGUUAUUAUCGCAUAAGAGAUGUGUUUUGGUCAACUGGGUUAUUCUGGAAGAGAUUGGUGGUAAAUGACAGUUGAAACACGACAGUAUAGCGACGUGCAUACGUAGACCUUGAAAUCUUUGAUAAUGUCUUCAGAUGCAGCAUCCCUUCAUGCCUUAGAGAUGCUUAUGAAUGAAUUUUUUUCUUCUUGUACGGACAACAAUCGGAAAAGAGAAAUAGAACAAGUUUUACAAAACUUUAGCCAGCAGUCUGGAGCAUGGCACCACUGUGUGUAUUUUAUGAACAACUGUUCAAAUCAGUAUGUCCUGAUGUAUGCAGUUUCAGUGUUUGAGAAUCUCAUCAAUAAACAAUGGAUAGGAACACAAGCAGGAGAUAAGGCUGAGGUCCGUCAGUUUCUUAAUGAUUAUCUCUUGUCAUAUCACAAGAAGCUGCCAUCUUACAUCAGAAACAAGCUUAUAAAAGUUAUUGUUGAUGUUGGAAGAGUUGAUUGGCCACAUUUCUAUCCAAACUUUUUCUCAAAUAUUAUUGAGUUGCUCCAGCAACCUUCAACAGUGGCAUUAGGCUUGCUCAUGCUUCAGACAACAUCAGAAGAAUUAGCCUCACCCAGGGAGGAUUUGAGUAUUGCUAGAAAGACUGAAGUACACAGACUUUUGCUCAAUGAUGUUCCUGGCAUCCUCUCUCUAUUGACUCAUUUAUUGGACAGAGUCCUAGAAAAACACCGUCGACUUGCAACAACAGUUACCCCACCUCCUUCUCCUACUCAUGGAAUAUCACCAGCCAGGAGUUCUAGUCCUACAGUGUCUGGAUCAAGUUCAUUAUCAAUGUUUACUUCAUCGCCCUCGGCAGAUCAGUCACUCCAACAUGCAGGGAGUAGUAAUCUCAUGGGACGAUUAUUUAGUAAUUCACCAAUGAAAUCUAGACAGAAUUUAGGACAUCCACUGCCACCUUUGGAAUUGGAAUCUGAAGAGAUCAGUUCUCUAGUACUUAAAUGUUUAGCACAUCUGUUUAGCUGGAUCCCUCUGUCUUCUACCAUUACACCUUCACUUGUGUCUACUGUGUUUUAUCUUGCGGAGUUUGGCUGCAGUGUAGUUCCAUCCAGCUCUGGAGGCAGUGUUGUCAGUAAUGCGGAACUAGGUGUCUCAGCAAUGACUUGUAUUAAUGAACUGUUGUCUAAGAAUUGUGUGCCUGUAGAAUUUGAGGAGUUCUUGCUGAAGUUGUUUCAGCAAACAUUUCAGCUGUUACAGAGAAUAACAAAGGAUACAGGUGCUCAAGCAGUGGAAAAUCUUCUCACAGAACAAGAUGAAAGUUACUUGAAUAAAUUUACUGAGUUUUUGAGACUUUUUGUGAGUAUACACUUGAGAAGAUUUGAAAAUAGUUCCCAUUUCCCAGUUCUUGAGCUGUUGACAUUACUCUUCAAAUAUACUUUCAAACAGCCUCAGUUGGAAGGCUUUUUCGCCUGUUUGGACAUUUGGACUGUGUUUCUAGACUACCUUAUUGGAAAAGUUGCAAAUGCUAGAAGUGAUAAGCUUGCAGAAGCUGACGCUACUGUCAGCAGGUAUAAGGAAGUGUUGCUGAUGUUGAUAACUGAGCUGCUGAAGAAAAUUCAAUUCCGACAUAAUCGAAAGCAACUUGAGGAGUUGGAUGAUGAAACGCUAGAUGAUGAUUCUGAAACAGAGUGGCAAGCAUUUCAAAGAAACUGCCUUGAAAUUGUCGCUAAGUUAGCAGAACUCCUUCCUGGAGAGACAUUCUCACUGCUGUUCCCUCUAUUUAGUGAAUAUUGUGAUGUGUACAUUGGUCUUGGAGACUAUGUCACCAAAACUGCACAUGGCCUGCAACUAGGGAUCAGUGGUGAAAAUGAAUGUCUUCAAUUGCACUGUACACUCCGAGACUUGUCCACCAUGGAGCGUGCACUGGGACGACUGUCAGAACACUUUAUUGGUGAAGUGAAUUUUGCCAACAGAUUUAGUGAUGGGGAGGCUAUUGUUGAAAGACUUGGACAGAUUGCACUGUUUGGCACACAAAGUCAGUUGUUUGCAGCUCAUACAGCCAUGCCUAAUGUUCUUCAACCCGACCUCAUUGAAGUCCACGCCCAAGGACUUGCUGCAUUUCAAGCUUACUGUCACUGGAUGGCGCAGUAUUACUUGGAAACCUACAGACAACAACAGCAUCAAGAAAAGUUUGUGACGCUUGUCUCAAAUGCAAUUGAUUCUCUGGUUCCUUUGAUAAACAAGGAAGUUCCUCAAAGGGUUUCGUUACCAGCUUCCCAUCUUCUCAACUCAUUAGCAACAACAGUUCGUCCAUCAUUUAUGACUGCCCUGGAUAAAGUACAGAAGCUCUUCCAUGAUGUUAACAGUGGUUCAUUAUCUGACUUGCCACUUGAGGUCCAGACCUUAGUUAUACGGUCUUUGUCAAAUGCUUUGGUGUUACCUUGGCCAAAUAAAGCUGAUAAUGAACAGGAAUGGGAAGUUCGCUCUCAAAGUCAUCACACCUUAAUGCAGAGCAUCAAACAACCUUUAAAAAGUAUCGUGGAAACACCAGGUUUCUCUGGAAACAAACAGCUACAGGAAAGUGCCAAGCCUCUUCUUCACUUCACCCUACACGUGCUGGCUGAUUUGAUGUCUGCCGCAACAGAAGACCAGGUUACCAAGACCAAACUCAUUCUGUACCAGUCCAUCUCAGAUGUAGUUCAAAUCACAAUUACUAUUUUUCCGGUGUAUAUCCACUAUCCAGAUACAACUGAUGAGAUUCUAGGCUUCCUUCUGACGUUGUUCGAGAGUUUGAAGGUUCAACUUGGUCCAGCGGUGACGGAACAGAUCGUUCAACCACUGCUUCACACCUUCACCCGCCAGCAGUUGUCCGAAACACUGCAUCACGAGAGUACAGCCGGCUCGCGCGUCAUCAACAACUUCUUGAAAAUCCUGCAGCUGUUGGUGCAAGAACCUGCUGCAUCCUUCAAGGCUUUUCUCCCUAAUAUUAUCGGAUUAUGUAUGGAGCAGUUGUAUCCAAUUUUGGCUGAGCAACCAUGCCCCGACAUAAAAUGCGAAUUUUACGAGUUACUCCAUCAAUUACUACUGCACAACUGGCGUUACUUUUUCCGUGCAUCUCUGCUGGCCAAAAUGUCGAUGGCAGAAGAGACUGUGGAGAACCAGGCUCAGUUUAACUCCAUAAUGCAGGCCUUUGGACAGUCUUUUCUUCAACCAGACAUUACAGUAUUCAAGCAGAACAUUGAAGCAUUAGAAAAUCUCAACUCCAAGUGUAAACUUUAUCAAAAGCGCAUCUUUAAAGAAAGCAUGCUUCUUCAGUUCGUGAACGUCUUCCUUCAAGCGCUAGUUUUUAGGUCACAUGAUCUGUUACAAGAAGAGAUCACGAUUACUCUGUACAAUAUGGCGGCUGUGGACUUUGACUCGUUUUACUCAGCGUUCUUGCCUCAGUUUCUUGGUGGCUGUGAAGGGCUUACCGACUCACAGAAGACUGAGUUGGGAAACAAUUUCACACCCGAUAAGGACUUGCCAUCUUUUACUCAGAGUAUUCACCGAUUUGUCGGAGACUUACGGUACUACAGACUCUGCAACAGCAGCCUUCCCUCAGGCACCGUCAAGUUUUAGUACAAAUUUAUUUAAACAGAAAAGAAAUUCAUGUAUUUUAAGGUUGUGUAAAGUAAACAAUAUUGACCACUUUGCAAUUUAUACCGAGUAGCUUGGACUCGUGUAAUUUAUAAACCUGUAACUAUUCUUGUGUCGUUUAAGCUAGUGUAAUUAAGUUAUGACAAUUGUACAACGAUCCCCAAGGUGGUAAAAGGUGGAACGAGUCUCUGCUGAAAUGAAUAUACUGUAUAUUUUUUUAUAUUUACAAAAUUGGUACAGUGUAAUUUGUAAAGAAAGUGAGAUAGAAUAAUUUUCCCAAAAAAGUCUUGAUUAUGCGUUAAUUUUAUCAGUGAAUAAAAUGAAUUUCAGUGGAUUUUAUUCUCAACCUCAUUCCUCUGAACGUUAUGCUAGUGAAUAGGAAAGAGAGGUGAGGAAAAUCUUGUUGCAGCAUUUGCAAGUGAUUUGUACAAGGUGAGUCUUCAAAGGUAUAUUUAAGUUACUCCCCAUUUUGUCGAAGGCCUGAGUCUGAAAUCGGGCUCGUUUGUAUGCAGCCAGAGAUUGCCGGCGAGAUUUUUCUGUGAUGCCUUUGCGUGGGUCAUUUUUUACAUACAGGCUUCAAGGAGUGGUUGGUAACAAGAUCGGAAUCACACCUUUUAUGACAUCAUCUCAUCUUGACUCAUUCUGAUGCCCACCAAAUGUUUCAUUUACAUUGCAAAUUUGUUAAUCCUCAUUUGAUAUUCAUCUUACUGAGUUUUGCAAAGAUCUUUGCACGCGCAGCUCAGAACUUGGCUUUUCUGCUUGGUUUUGAGCUCCUUGCCUUUAGUUACAGUUUAUGUUGCAGACAAAUAAUCCGCAGCAUGUCAUCGACAGUCAUAAUGGCUGGCAGUUGAAGCUAAAUUGUUGGUCUGUAGCAUUUCUUUUAAGUAAUGAUCCUUGCACGUGGCCGGGUCGACUCAGUCAAGCCAUAAAGAAACGAAGUCUUGGUCUUCUCUGAAUUCACCUUACGAAGGAUCCUCCGAAUCCGAUGGCAAGACUAUGUCAGCACCAAGGAGCUACUGGAAAAGGCAGGCAUGAAGCCACGUCUCGUAGAUGGAAACUGAUUGGUCAUAUUCUUAGGAAAGAUCGUAAUAAUGAUUGCAAUGUUGCUAUUAGCUGGGCGCCAGAAGGUAAAAGGAGAAGGUGAAGACUAAACACCACCUGGAGACGUGCAGUGGAGAAAGAAAGGCAAGAGGCAGGUUGGAGGUCUUGGAAGGUGCGGACUGCAGCAACCAAUCGAGAGGAGUGGAAAAACUCUGUAAAGGCCCUAUGUGCCACGAGGCAUGAAAAGGAUUGAUGAUGAUGGUGAUGAUAUUCCUUUACCCGUCACGGAAAAUAACUUUUGAGAUUCUUCCUGUUCAUACAACUUAGGUUUGCUUGUCUGUGCGAGUACAAUGUUUUCGUCUUAACUUGAUACUUGCGAAAUAACCAAGGGAGGAGGUUAUGAUAAACACAGCAUGUGAGAACAAUUUUUUAACAAUACUGCCUGCGUGCAGAGGAUUUAGAAAAAGAUUAAUUGAUUCGUUUUAUAUUUUUUUCGGGUUUGAAUGAAUAAUGUUUAAAGAUUCAAAGAAAAGAAUUACCAGUCUGUUCAAGAAAUAAAAUUUACUGAAUAAAGUCUAUCGAA